CUUUUUGCGAUUUAUUACCUCUUAUCCAGUCGCUUUGGAGCCUGCACACGUUUACCUCGAUCGAGACCAGUGCAUGGGCCGUUGGCGCCAUCUACCUUUGGCGUCUGGGUGUGCGCCUCCUCCUAGAGAUCAGUUGCGUUUCCUCUGAUUCUCGGCCCACCCCCCUCCCAAUCGCUCCCGCAAAGAAACUGGGAACAACUAUAUUUCCAACCCAGCAUCCCAAACGUUUGACAUAUGACUCUUAACGAACUCGACUCUUUACUUCAUGAUCGACUGAUUUGCCGCUCGCUUUCUUCCAAGACCCUUCAGUCCAAUCCACCAGACCUCUCGCUGCUUUUCCCCUUCGUAAAACUGGUUGAUCUUGGUUGCCCGUCUACCUUUGCAUUGCCCUACGUGCGAAAUAAACGAUCUACCAUUUCAUUGUGACUAAUAUCUACAUAUCCUUUCUUUUACUCCUUGAUCGCCCGGCCAUCAACGGUCCGGCAGUUCUAAAAUCUCACCAUGGGGCCAGUGGAAUUCACGCCUUGGCAUCGCAAUGAUAUUCGAGCCCUAAAUGACGUGAAACAGACUUUCUCGAGCUGGGACUCGUGUAUGGCAAAGCCAUAUUGCAAAUGGCCUGCCAUCGUCGGAAUCGUCGUGGGAUCCUUGGUCGUCAUCGGUAUCGCUUGGUGCAUAAUCAGUUGCCUGUGCUGCGGUUACACAUGCUGUAAGGGCUGCUGCUCUUGCUGCUCCUGCUGCGGAGGUGGUGGUGGCAGCAGUGGCGGACAGCGCUCCAAAUACGCCGACCCGCCGGCUGCUUACCCACCUCCACCAGCUCCCAAUUACGGGUACCAGCCUUCAGCUCCGCCCGUCUAUGACAACCCCCCACCACCAACGAAGAACUGGAGCCCAGUUGCCCAGCAUGCACAGUUUGACGUGCCGACACAGAAGGCGGUUAACGAAGAUGCCUUGCCGCACAUGCCAAGUUGGGCCAACGCCACAACGAGGAGAGUCGAGGAUACAUCGCAAGACGUCGAGAUGAACCAGCUGAGCCCGGCCACGGGGCAGGCUAUCGGCACCGCUGGUCGAAAUCACUCCGGAUACUACGAAGUCCCAUCCCAGCCAACCUCUCCCCACUUCGCUCCAGACAACGCCUAUCGCGGCACCGAGCUUGCAGGUACCCCAGCCAGCCCGUCGAACAUCGGCAUUGCCCAAACUCAGGGAUUCAGCAAUCAGCCGUAUAGAGACCGCUCUCCCGUUCACAGCACAGGAGGAAUGUUCGUUGACACUACCCAUCCAUAUUCGCGGUCACCAAACGCUUCCCCUCCUCCGGUGCAGAAUGCUUAUGCGCCUUAUUCUCCUCAUGGCCAGCAGCAAUCAGGUUACGCAGCGUAUUCCCCGUCCAUCCCGUCCUCCCCGCCGCCGCCAUUCUCGUCAACGUAUGGUGAUAAUAAUAAUGGGCGGCAAACGCCAACUUUGCUGCAGGCUGGGAGGAAGCCGGUCGAAAAUUCGUGGAAAGAUGUCUAA
Molecule: messenger RNA, 1506 nt
Organism: Coccidioides posadasii C735 delta SOWgp
Lineage: Eukaryota; Fungi; Ascomycota; Eurotiomycetes; Onygenales; Onygenaceae
Cellular component (GO): plasma membrane; cellular bud neck
Source: RefSeq, a predicted model, not a curated record